Phyllotreta striolata is the source of this 4686-nucleotide messenger RNA. The record is from the annotation of a GenBank genome assembly. Lineage: Eukaryota; Metazoa; Arthropoda; Insecta; Coleoptera; Chrysomelidae.
GCCGGGCCCGGGCCCGCCCAUGAAUAUCCAGCUCGUGCGGAUGCCCUCCGAGGCGUCGCCGAGGAAGUACGGCGCGGAGUAGUACCGGCGCAGGAGCCGCCCGGCCUCGUCCCGGCAGUUGUUCCAGCCCACGUACCACGGCCUCUCGCCCGGCGCCAAUGCAGCCCGGGCGGCGGGCAUGCGAAAGACCUCCGCCAGCGAGCGGAACUCCGUGCGAUAGGGGAAGAACUGGCAGUUUUCGCCGGCGUUGUCCGUCGAUUCGUAGAGGGUUUUGAAGAAGUCGAAGGUGAAGGAUUGGAUGGCCGGCCAGUCUUGAGUGGCGUCUGUUAUUACAACUGGUUUGCCUCGUUUGGUGUAUUUUUGGUAGAAAUCUGUCGGUGAGAUUCGCGAAAUUUUUUCUACUGUUGUGAUGUUUUCGCAGAAAGCGCAAUUUUCCGGCUCUUUGAACACUUUACUGGCAUCCACAGGCAUUUCCACCACGCACUAGAAAUACCACACAAUUCAAGUAAAAUGAUAUACAGGGUGGCAAAGAACUCACGCUCCACUGGGAAAUCCCUUAUGGAAACGACAAUGGAGAUGCCAAAACUGCAGUCGAAGGCAGGAAAAAGAUUCUAUUUCCUUUACACUUUCAACGUUAACAAAUGCUAACAAAAUUAGCUGUGACUAUUGAUCAAAGAUUUGCUUCUAAAUCGAUCAUUCAGGAGCUUCGUCGUGCUGAUAUCAAACCUACAGAAUUUUUUAUCGCUUCAAAAGUGGUUCGAAUCGAAUGAUCCAUUUUUUGAUCGAUUUUAAAGCAAAUCUUUAAUCAAUAAUUACAGCUGAUUUUGGCAACUUUUGUUAACCUUGAAAGUGAAAAGGAAAUAGAAUCUUUCAAUAAUAUCAAAUUAGUGUAUAGCUAAUUCACGUCAUUUUCGUGGAUUUGAAUUCCCACUGGGAUUGGUCGAUUUUGAACCUCUAUAUUUACCAAAAGAAAAACUUUUUUAUGUUUUCGACUGCAGUUUUGGCAUCUCCAUUGUCGUUUCCAUAAGACAUUUCCCGGUGGGGCGUGAGUUCUGGGCCACCCUGUAUACAGUAUGUGUCUUGAUGGUCUCACCAAAUUCUGCACCACCCUGUAUAUACUUACUCACCUCGGAAUGGUAGAACAAAUACGCGUUUCUGUGCAAAACGCAGCAGAAAACUACCGCAUAAAAGCACACUUUGAUUUCCCUCUUGUAGAGGAAAAGUAACUUUUUAUUGAAGUAUUUUCCGGCGCGUUUUGCUAGGGAAACGUCCAGCGUUUUUCCCAGCAUGUUGGUGGCUCGAAGGGCGAAUUGCCACUGGACGAUUUCCUGAAGGAAGGAACCUCCGGAGAAGGUCUUAUCGGAAACGCCAGGCGAGCGGAGGAAAUGAAGCGCGAGGGAAAUCGAAUGGGAUUUUCCGGACAUAUGUGCCCGAAGUAAUUCAAUUAGUAAUCCAAUGGAACUUCAUUGGAUGCUGAUUUGAUUUUAUUGUACUAGAUUUGUUAAUACAGGGUGCACCAAAAGACUGUCUUGAAGUUAGUAAAACUUAUUCGAGCUCAUUUAAUUUGGGUUUUUUCGGUGAGUAAUUUUAAUUUAUUGCGAUAGAAUAAAUUUCGUUUGAAUUAGCGAAAGUAGAAAAAAUAUUAAAUUAGCAAACCGCGAUAUAAAUACAUGAAUAUUUCAGUUUAUACACGAAUAAAUUAUACAUGAACUAGUUCACCCCGUUUAGAAUAAACAUCCAAAAUUAAUUCGAGAAUAUUAUUAAACAUUUCGGAUUUAUCUUGUAAGGAAGUAAGUAAAAGUAUUUAUGUAAAUAAAUUCCAUAUUAAAUAUACAUUUGUUAUAAAAAAUCCCCCAGUUUGCGGUAUCUAUAAUGUAUACCGGUUAUUUUUAUCACUUUAUCCUUACUGGUAAUGGAAAAAAAUACCAAAGUCGGUAAAUCCAAUUAAUAUAUGGAAAGGAUUUAUUUGCUAUAUUAUUUAGAGAGUGAAACGAAUGAAUGUAAACUAUAACACCUAGAGUAGGUGUAACAAUAAACAUUGUAUAAGUUGUUAGUGUAUUACAAAUUCGCAGGAAAUAAUAAGAUUGCGAUUUUUUCGGCGUGAACCAGGAUAUUCGUUUUGGAAAAACGCAACGCCGUCGGCGAGAAAACCUCGGUGGAAAAAUCGAAAAUAGAACUUCUUGAACGAUUUCGCGGCCGCCUGUUCGAAAACUACACUCAAAUGAACUUGCGUUGUUGGACCAGAUAUUUCGCGUGUGUGCAUCUUAUUUUUAGGAAUUAGUUUAAGCGCGCCGCAAAAGAGCGAUAUACGCUGUUAUAGGCGCGGAUAAACUAUUAUGAAAUCGCCGUGUAAUUGUUCGGCAUUGAGGUGUAUAUAAAUCCUUAACGAGUCUACCGGCGGAAUGUUCGCACGAUAGCCCGUCUCGGCGACUGUUAAGCGAGAUAAUUUUUCCGUGAUUUUUGUGGUGGGUUUUUCCGCAGAAAGAAGCGCCAUGGGGACCGAGGAGAUGAAGAAAAACGGGACGAUGGAAUUGUUCAAUUCCAGGUUUAUACCAGAUGGAAGGGGGAUAGACAAUAUAAACAAACUAACCAGCCACGAUGACCUCAACGCCAUGGAAAACAACAACAAAGAAGAAUACAAGCCAUACGAGCACCGGAAUUUGCAACACCCCAAUUCAUACUUCGGUGCAGUGGUGCAUAUCGUUAAAGGAUCGCUGGGAAUCGGGAUAUUAUCGGUUCCGAGGGCUUUCAAAACGGCGGGACUGUUGAUGGGCACAUUAGGCACGAUAUUCGUGGGCGUAUUGUGUACAUACAACAUACAUUUACUGGUUCGAGCGUCGCACAAAAUAUGCCAAAGGACGAGGACGCCCAGUUUAGGAUUCGCCGAGACAAUCGAGUAUCUAUUUCGACACGGGCGCGGCCCGAAGUGGAUCGCAUGGUGGGCGCCGUUCGCCAAGAUCUUCGUUGAAGUAGCGCUGAGCUUGACCUAUUACCUCUCCAACGCCGUUUACAUCCUCCUAAUAUCAGAAUCGCUGGUGAAGGUGGUAUCGUUCUAUUACCCGCUAGAAGACAUCUGGUCGUUCUAUUUCAAACUGAUCAGUUUCGUGAUACUGAGUUUCCUGUGCCAGAUACGCGAAUUGAAGUACCUGGUACCGUUUUCGCUGACGGCCAAUUUGACUCUAUCCAUCACAUUCGGCAUCACCCUGUAUUACAUGAUAGGAGCCAUCAAAGACGUGGAUAUAUCCGAUAGGAACCUGUUCACGGGUAUCGCCAACGUGCCGAGUUUCCUCAGCACCGUGCUGUUUUCCAUAGAAGGAAUAGGCACCAUCAUGCCCGUGGAGAAUUCUAUGAAAGAACCGAAAUUCCUGGGGCCCGUCGGGGUGCUGAACGUGGCGAUGUUCUUCGUGGUGAGCCUGUACACAGCGAUGGGGUUCUUCGGGUACUACGCCUUCGGGGAAUCCACGCAGGCGGCCAUAACGCAAAAUCUACCGGACGGGGGCAUUCCGGCGCAGAUCGUGCAAAUUUGCAUAUCCAUCGCCAUGCUGUUCUCGUUCAUGCUGGUGUUCUACGUGCCCACGGAGAUACUGUGGAAGCGCGUCGGGCCGAAGACGCCCGAACGGUGGCGCAAUCCGGUGCAGGUGGUGCUGCGGGUGGGCACGGUGGGGUUCGUGAUACUGCUGGCCUCGCUGGCCGGCCACAACAUGGACUCGAUGAUCGAUCUGACCGGCGCCGUGUUCUUCUCCAUAUUGGGCAUGCUGGUGCCCGCCGUGGCCGACGUGCUGGUCAACUGGAAGGACUGGGGAACGUGUAAUUACGUCAUUUGGAAGAACGUGUUGUUGUUUGUGGCGUUUUGGUUUUCGUUUAUAUCGGGAACGACGGUGGCCGUACGGAAUUUGUAGAAUAAAAUUUUUAAAUUUCCCCUGGUUUCGUGUAUUAAUCCUGCUGUAGAUUAUUAACGGGAUGGGGCGUGGAAAAUUAAGCAACAGACGACAUUAUUAUAUUUUCAACGAUUUUUUUUUAUUCAGCUCGAAACGAAAUCUUACACUUGGUCCGUUUACUCUGCGACACCUAGCAAAUACAUAAAAAAUAUGUACAAAAGACUUACCGUUCUCGAUAAUAAUUUACUAAAUAUAUUAAACGACUCUUUAUGACUAAGUGUACUGGAUUCUUCGUAUCCCGAAAAAAACUCGAGAGGUGCUAUUUGAUAUUCCGAAACAUACUACGACUGCACAUACACGACUAUUUUUUUUAAUUAUAACAUAUUCUAAAUAAAAACGUAGCACAACAACAUAUUUAUUAAACAGUUCAUUGGUAAAUAACGUGAUAAGACAAUUCCCUAUGUAUUUGAUAACACUAAUUUGUUCAAAUCGAUACAAUUAAAUUUAAACCUGCCGAUAAACAAUAAACAACGUGUCAAAGCGCGACGCAAAUAACGCAAAUAACACCUCUCUUUCUCUCUGCGUAUCAAAAACAGAACAUGUACAUUUACGAGGUGAUCUAAGAUCUACGAAGUUACAAUUGUAAAUAUAACAAACAUCUUAAUACGGUAAUUUGGGGGCUAUUAAAAGAAACUAAAUUUGGUGUUUUUUGGCGCAUUACAAAAAAUAUAUAGUGCACGUAAGAGUCGAACGUUUUAUUCUUUUCGCGCUUUUCGCUUCCUCGGGCCUUCCCCGGACGCUUUAGCUU